Caenorhabditis elegans is the source of this 1285-nucleotide messenger RNA. RefSeq lists its product as uncharacterized. Bases 7 to 1122 code for a protein of 371 amino acids. The record is from RefSeq and is marked reviewed. The transcript is spliced from 7 exons. NCBI's taxonomy places the organism in Eukaryota, Metazoa, Nematoda, Chromadorea, Rhabditida, Rhabditidae.
UUUCAGAUGACAUGGAACACGUGCUCACUCUGUGUUACCUCUGAGCUCAUGAAUACGCUGGAUGAAGCGAAAAUUCCGUUGCAAAAAGCUGUCAACUAUCACGAGCAGUCGCAAAAUCGACAAUUUCGCAUCACACUCAUCACAAAAUGUCUGGAAAAUCAAGAAAAUCCGGAAAAAUCUGAAGUUUCAGUGAAUUUUUUCGUCGAUUUGAAGGAGCUCGUCCCGAGUUGCGCUUAUUUUGAGAAAUUCGAUGGCCUCAGCUACGUGGAAUUCUCGACAAACUGCAAAUCCACGUGGAUUUCGGCUCCGGAAAGUGUUGCGGCACCGCACGAGGAUUGCAGUCACCGCUUCCAAUCGCCGAUCAUUUCCAGAAAUUUCCACGCGUUUCUGGACUCGGUGUGCCCAUCGCUUUACGGGAUUCGCCCAACACCUCUCACUUUGUCAAGCAUCGUCCCCGUCCUGGAUAUGCUUUCACAUUUCCACAGUGAACCACUUCUCACCAACUGUGAGCGUUUCCUAAUGUCUACAAAUAUCGGUCAUUUGGACGGAAAUCAUUUGAUUCGACUUCUCGACAAAGGCCUCUGCGUCAGCCUGGACCAUCGGAUUUUGGGCCGAAUUUUGUGCAUUUGUCUGAUGAGCCCACAGGCGAAAAUGUCCGAUUCGUCACAGGAACUCGCCGGCACUAUUGGAUCCGUUUUUGCGCAGGCUUUUGUCGCAAAUAUUUCAAAAAGCUUCCGCCACAUCAAGCCACUCGAACAGGAGAGCUCACUUUGGCCAAUGGCAAUGCGAAAUUUGUUGAUUCCGGGAGCUCUCGGAGCAAAUAGCUCAUCUUCAAAGGGAUCUUCGGAAGAGAAAAUCGGGAAUAAGAAGAGAAAACGUCAGGAAUGCGAUCAUAAUGAAGAAUCAUUCGAGUGUAUUCUUUGCUUCGACCAGCGUUGCGGCAAGUGCAAGGGAGAAGCCGCGUUCUGCUACAAGGCUCUGGACAAUUUCCUGUACGAGAUUCGUCUUCAACUGUAUCCACACACGUAUCGUCCACAUUUGGAUCGCGAUUUGCUCCGCGAGGAACGCCUCAGCGACUACAUCCUCCGCAACCAGUUUCAGCCACUUCCAGACGCCAAUUGAGAGCCAGCUUGUUGAAAAUUGAAGAAAAAACUGUAAAUAUUGACCCUACUCACUCACAAAACUUGUAAAUUUUACCUAAAACAUAUCCUAGAAAGCCUAAAAUUCGGACAAUAUAUGCUCAUUCUUGUGUGGAUGUUAAAUUUAUAUAAAAAGAACAUGCAAU